GAGGCCACAGACGAGCUCUCCCUCAUGGGCUCCUUCUCCUUUGUGAGGAGCCUCCCGCAGAGGGAUGAGCUGCUGGGGGCAGCCCUCAACUUCCUCACAGAGGGCCGUAUUUUGACUGCUCUGAAUCAAUUCAAAGAAGGGUUGGAGACCUUCGGGAUUCAAGCCCUUUUGAGGUUCCACCCUGAGGAGCUCAAGGGGGUCUUCAUGGACACACCUGAGCCGCUGCUGGCCUCCCGGUUGGAGUCCACAUUCAGCACGUCUUACCUGUCUGAGCCGGGCUCCAAUCGGAGGAGGAAGGAGGCCAGGACCCUUGUAUAUUGGAGGGACUGGCUGAUCGAGGUGGAGGAUGGAGAUACGAGUCUCACCCUGGGGGCGGUUUUGGCAUUUGCCACAGGCCUUCAAAGAAUUCCUGCCGUGGGUUUUCCCAUCGGACCCCGGCUUGAAUUCCUCCAUGAGGAAGAUGGACCGGCCCUUUUCCCCACGGCCAAUACGUGUUCCCUGGUCCUCAGGCUACCGGUUUAUCCGGAGUACACUGGAUUUAAGGAGGCCAUGGAGGAAGGAAUAACCUCCGGUGGGAGUACCUUCGGCGUGGCCUAAUUUGGUGCCCAACCCCGUGGAAGGACGCUUGAAGCGCCCCACACACACACAGGGAAGGACGCUUGGAGUGCCCCCACACACACACACACACACACACACACACAGGGAAGGACGCUUGGAGUGCCCCCACACACACACACAGGGAAGGACGCUUUGAG
Gadus morhua (Atlantic cod) is the source of this 755-nucleotide messenger RNA. RefSeq names its product G2/M phase-specific E3 ubiquitin-protein ligase-like. The transcript is spliced from 3 exons. Lineage: Eukaryota; Metazoa; Chordata; Actinopteri; Gadiformes; Gadidae. The coding region runs from base 25 to 597 and encodes 190 amino acids. The record is from RefSeq and is a predicted model, not a curated record. Gene Ontology annotation, molecular function: ubiquitin-protein transferase activity.